AAGUGAAACUGGGUCUGAUGGGAGACUUCCAGUUUCAUUUCUCCAGCUGCAGAAGUGCUGAGAUCCCAGUAGUGUACAGUGGGCUACUGUGAUCUCUAGUCAUCUUCCCUCAGCUGUCCAGAAAAGAAGCAGACUUCAAAGUGAAUAAACAUCAAGGUUCAUUCAGCCUUUCGACGUUCAGCUCAGCAGACCAACUGUCCAUCAUGAACCCAAUGCUAACAAGAUGCCAGCAGAAAACAAUCUGCUCUCAGCUGGGAAGAGUCAAACUGCGGCUGCUCUACAAGGCCAGCAUCCAUGGUUUCACUGGUGCCGACUUCCACCAGCGAUGUGACACCCACUCUCCCACUGUGUCUGUGGGCUUUAACACCUCCGGCUACGUGUUUGGAGGCUACACCAAACAACCUUUUAGUCAGUCAGGACAAUAUGGUCACGAUGACCAGGCCUUUCUUUUCGCCUUCAGUGGAGAAAAGCUCCUGAAAUAUCCAGUCACUGCUCCUGUAUAUGCAGUGAGAAUGGUCGCUAACUCUGGUCCUUACUUUGGAGAAGCAUUGGUUCUUGUCAGUCAAAGCAAAGCAGUAGUGUAUAGUAACCCAGGAAAUUACUACAACUUCACUGCUGCAGAAAUGCACGGCAAUGAUCUCAACCUGACUGAGUGUGAAGUCUACCAGGUGGAGGAAACCACUGAACUUGAGAGGCCAUGGAGGACAGUAACCUGGGAGUCACUGAAGAGGCAGGAGCUGAUGGCGAGCAUUAAAACCUACAAACCCACACUCAGCUCUGUGUCCCAGCCUCGAGUUCUUCUCAUCGGAUCAGUCGGAGCAGGAAAGUCCAGCUUCUUUAACUCCAUCAACUCUGUGUUCAGAGGCCACGUCACCAGCCAGGCCAUAUCUGGCUGCUCCAGCACCAGCCUCACCACACAGUUUCGCACCUACUCUGUGAAAGCUGGACGAGAAGGCAAACCUCUGCCAAUCAUCUUGUGUGAUACCAUGGGAUUGGAGGACAACAAAGGGGCGGGGCUUGACGUAGAUGACAUCAGCAGCAUCCUAAAUGGUCAUUUGCCAGACCGUUACCAGUUCAACCCCUCAGCUCCUCUGAAUUCAGAGACUCUUGCUUAUCGCAAGUCUCCAGGGCUGAAGGACAAGAUCCACUGUGUGGCCUACGUCAUUGAUGCCUGUAAGAUCUCCAUCAUGUCCACAAAGAUGGAGGAGAAGCUGGAUGCUAUCCGCAGAAAGGUCAACCGAAUGGGGAUUCCUCAGCUGGUCCUGCUCACUAAAGUAGAUGAAGCUUGUCCUUUGGUGAAAGAGGAUGUGAGAAACAUUUAUAAGAGCGGCUACAUUAAGGAACUGAUGCAGGAGGUCGGCGCUCGGCUCGGUGUGCCGCUGUCCUGUGUUGUUCCAGUGAAGAACUACAGUGAAGAGUUGGAGCUGGACAUGAACUGUGACAUUCUGCUGCUCAGCGCCGUCAUUCAGAUGCUUCGCUUUGUUGAUAAUUACUUUGAUGAGCUCAGUGACAGACUGAGCAAAGUUGAAAUCAAAGAUGUGGAAUACAGAUAAGUCCAACAUUCAGCCCAUGAGUGCAUCUAGUUCAGGCUCACUGGACUAAAGGCAACAUAUCAACAUUCAAACUUCUCUCAUGUCACGCAGUAUUCCAAGAUUCCUAACCUUGUAGUCACACCAAAUGGCUAAAUGCUUAAGCUAGCUUUUGUUAUCAUAUUCUACAUUUGUAAGGCUUUAUGAAUAGUUAAAAGAGCACAGAACUCCUAUAUAGUCAAGUCUAGUACUUCAUGGUGUCUGUGGGGCCAUUUUGUACAAAUGGCUUGUUGACAUUUCUGUGGUCUUCUUCUGUCAAGUAAAUAAAAUGUAGUGCAGAUUCAGGAUAUGUGAAACUCUAAGACCCAAUCCUAAUCUUCUGUAUGCGGUCACUUGGUAUUCCUUGUGUGUUCAAAUGGUACAAAGAGAAAGAAAUGGAAGCACUAUUCAGUCAACUCACAUUGUCUGGAAACAAAAUAUUUCUAUUUGCAAUUUAGUAAAGCCAUGAACAUCUGUAAAUCUACGCCAAUGUUUUUCUGGAAAUACAAACAACUCUGUGCAGAUUCUCAGAAAGGGUGAUUGAUAGUGAUGGAGUGCUUCAGAUCUUUUGUCACUCAGUGGGAACACACCUCAAACUCUCUGAGUCAGGAGUGUUGACUUCAGGGUUGGCCUUUGUCUCCUUUGGAAUAUCCCAAUGCCCCUAGGAAUGCUGGGAGAUGUAGUCUCUUACGGCUGCAGAUCACCUCCAGUUCCUGAUUUCCAAAACCUUUUUUUUUUGGCAGUUAAUGUUGUUUGAGAUGUUAAUUCUGUAAAUUAUUUGCAACAUCUGUGUAAAACCGUAACUCCAUAGCAAAAUGUUUUUUUAAAUCAUAAUUUUUGUUCUGUAUUUGUUUACAAACAAGCUUUAAAAAGGUUUAUUUAAUAUUUACAAUAAAGCCUAUAAGUAUUGCAGAGUUCUGUGUACUGCAUGACGACCACAUUAGAGAACCUGACAUUCAGUAGCUGCUACAUAUGCUUCCUUGUAUAAAGUCUUGCAGUUCUGCAGUAUUUAAUGUGUCUCUCAGACUGUCCUGACAGAUAAACUGAUGUUUGUUGUCAUGUUGCAUGUUUUGUAGAUUUAGCUUGUGCUUCCAUUUGUAUCAGAAAAUAAAAGCUGCUGCUGGCCAGACAACCAUAUUUUAACACUAAUAAUUUUCUGCCUUCAUUAAAAAGAGAAUGAACAAACCUGAA
This is a messenger RNA of Acanthochromis polyacanthus (spiny chromis), 2759 nucleotides long. RefSeq names its product interferon-induced protein 44-like. NCBI's taxonomy places the organism in Eukaryota, Metazoa, Chordata, Actinopteri, Pomacentridae. The coding region runs from base 204 to 1553 and encodes 449 amino acids. The record is from RefSeq and is a predicted model, not a curated record. Gene Ontology annotation, molecular function: GTP binding. The transcript has 8 exons.